This is a messenger RNA of Chironomus riparius, 1721 nucleotides long. NCBI's taxonomy places the organism in Eukaryota, Metazoa, Arthropoda, Insecta, Diptera, Chironomidae. The record is from the annotation of a GenBank genome assembly.
AAAUUAGAUCGCUAUCAAUCAUUAAUCGUGUAAAGUGGUGAAAACUUAAAGACAACAGAAUUUGAGGAAUUACGUUUGAUCUAUAAAAAAAUAAUUUAACUCAAUUUUGGAUAAAACUUCACGUACACAACAUAAAUAAUUAAAGUUACAGUUUCUUGUGUCUAAAAAUUUGUCACAGUUACAAAUAAAAAAUUAAGCAAGAAGGAACAUAAAAAAAGGUGCAGAGUCAAUCAUGCCUGAACCACAAAUAAAUAAUUACACAAGUGAAUCAGUUUUAAGUGAUGAAGAAAGACAGCAUCGAAUUGAGGAAUUAAGAAAGAUGAUUGAGGAUUAUUCAAUCCUAAAUAUCAGAACAGAUGAUAUUUUCCUUAAAAGAUUUCUUUCGUGCUGUGAAUGGAAUGCAAAUGACGCUUUUCAAAGAAUUAAGAAACUUUUUAAACUCAAGUUUGACCACCCUAAAUGGUUUCUCAACAAAAAACUCAACGAUUACGAUGAUAUUUUGAAACAAACAGCAAAGGUUAUGCUUCCUGGUCGAGACAAGAAGGGAAGGAGAGUUUAUCUUAGUCGAAUGUCAACAAUUGGUCAUUUAUCGCUCUUUGAUAUGGCACAGUUGGAUGACUUGUGGUUUGAAGCCAUGCUAAAUGAAAAUGAUACGAUUGAAAAUGGAAUUGUUGUACUCGUUGAUAUGAGUGGAUAUUCAUGGAAAAUGCUCAAGUGGCUAGCGCCAGGCAACGUCAAAGUUGCAUCAACAAAGGCUGAAUUACUUCCACUUAAACAAAUGGAAGUGCAUGUCGUCAACUCAUCAUCACUCAUGAACACAGCAAUUAAUCUCGUUUUUCCAUUGCUAAGUCAAUCGAUAAAGGAUCAAGUGUUUUUCCAUUAUCAGAAUUUUCCAUCCUUACACGAGCAUCUUGGACAAGAUGUUCUUCCGGCAUGCUACGGUGGAACGCAAGAAAUGUUGAGCUUUCAAGACUUUAAUAAUUAUUUAUAUAAGCAUGAAGACUACUUGAAUAGAUCAAUAAUGUAUGGAUUUACGACUUGCCCAUCAGCUGAUGGAGUGAUGAAAGACAAAAAGAAGCAGAAGAAAGAUAGUCUUGUAAUAGCUGAGUCAAUUUAAUGACUUUGUUGAUAUUUUUUCUGUUUAUUAUUUUUGGUUAUUUUUAUAUGUGUUGGAAGUUAGACUGAAUAUUCAGAUUAUUGAUUAUUCUUCAAAAUCAGGGCUAGAUAUGAAUGUCAUCAUCAUCUUUAACCAUGCCCUACCGCAUAUCCUUCAAAUUUUUUAUACUCUCAUAAAAAUGCAUCCGAAUAAAUUCAGUCCAUAGGUUUUGAUAGCUAAUUUAAAUAUUCAAUGUUUAAUUUUCUGAAUGAGCUGAUGAUGAUGCUCUAGACAUUGAAUAUAUUUUGAAACAUAAAAACAAGUUUAACAUAAAAAUUGCAUUGACUCAAUCUGAAUCUUCAGCACUUCCAACAAGUUAAUACAUUUUCCUUUCAUUUUUUUUUCGGGGUAAUUGACACAUCAUCAAUUAUUUUUGUAAAUAGAGAAGUAAUCAAGGUUAAUGGGUCUUAAAAAAAUUCAUAUGCGAAUCAUAAUUAAGUUACAUAAAUAGAUGUACAAUGUACAAAGUAUAUUUUUCUUUAGGUGACCAGAUGACACCAAAAUGUUAUGUAAAAUAUUGUGAACAUAUAUAUUUUGAUAAAUAAAAAGAAAAUAUGAAAAAAAG